Messenger RNA from Caenorhabditis elegans, 997 nucleotides. RefSeq names its product Prion-like-(Q/N-rich)-domain-bearing protein (gene pqn-24). NCBI's taxonomy places the organism in Eukaryota, Metazoa, Nematoda, Chromadorea, Rhabditida, Rhabditidae. The transcript has 6 exons. Bases 106 to 939 code for a protein of 277 amino acids. The record is from RefSeq and is marked reviewed.
AAUAACAACAGUUGUUAGGUUGGCUCAGUUGAAGAAAGCAACUCACAUUUGUGUACCUGACAUUAACUAUCGAUUUAAUUUUUUUCAAUUUGAAGAGAUUAAGAAAUGCUGAAACUUCUAAUAACUGUCGGUUUGGCAGUUGGGACCGUUUAUUCGCUGACUUGUUAUAAUGGAAGUAAAACGUUGGCGUUUCAAAGUGUAGGUGAGACAACAGAGGAGUGCCCCGAGUCAUCAUAUUGCUAUAAUAUGUCAACUUCUGCAAUGGUUAUGGUCAAUUUUGUGAAGGCUGGAUGUUCGAGAUGGAGGUGUAUGCUAGCAAAAGACACAUGUAUCUUCACAACCUUCCAAAUGGUUCCAGUCAGUUUGUGCUGUUGUAGUUAUGAUCGAUGCAAUGUUGGUGGAAACCCUGUAUAUUCUGACAACCCGAAACAAAUCCAAAAUGGUGGUGGAAACAGUGGCAACUGGAACAGCGGAGGAAACAAUAAUGGAGCAAGCGGAGGAUCGUGGGGAAAUGGGAAUGCUAAUAAUAAUAAUAAUAAUAAUAAUGGUGGAUCGAAUAACAAUGGAUGGGGAAAUAAUAAUGACUGGAGCAGCAACUACAACUAUGGAGGCUCAAAUGCAGCCAACGAGCCAAAAAUGACAAAACAAACAGUUGCUGGAGAUGAUUCAUGGAACAAAAACAAAUGGACAAACAAACAAGUCGAGGAUAUGUUCAAAAAAUCCAUUGAUGAUCGUGGGGACGAGAUCCAACUGGAAGAUGAUUUCAAGAAAAUCGAUAAAAAUUACAAGACACAAUCAGUUCCUCAGGAGUCAUUGAGAACACUUUCCGCGCGGAAGGAAGUCGAGAAAAUUCCAUUUGUAGCUGGAAAAAGCUCAGGAGUUGGAGCAAAGACCACAGCCAGUCCUACUACUGGAAAGUCCAAAGAAAUUCAAUUGUAAAAUUUAAUGUUUUUAUAUUUAACAAGUUUAUAAAUAAUAAAGUUUGAAAACCAAAGAA